Molecule: messenger RNA, 1153 nt
Organism: Clupea harengus (Atlantic herring)
Lineage: Eukaryota; Metazoa; Chordata; Actinopteri; Clupeiformes; Clupeidae
Gene: pigh
Product: phosphatidylinositol glycan anchor biosynthesis, class H
Biological process (GO): GPI anchor biosynthetic process
Cellular component (GO): glycosylphosphatidylinositol-N-acetylglucosaminyltransferase (GPI-GnT) complex
Source: RefSeq, a predicted model, not a curated record
UAUUUUACAUCCGUGUCAUGUCAGUGAGAAGGACUGGUGAAAAUGGCUGUCAACCAGUAUACCGAUGUGAACGGAAAACCGAUUACUUUUGAUUCUGAGUCACAUAAGGACUUCUGCCGAGAAUUCACUAUUAGCAAUGCAAAGUUAUCCCUGCGCACUAUUUUGAUCUACACCUGCAUUGUAUGGUUGCUUGCAUACGCAGUGUUCUUCAUAACUGAAAACACUGUUGUCCUCUCCAGUGCCAUCAUUGUGACACUGGUCAGCAUGGUGAUCGGCAUUCAUUUUGUAAAGGUGGACCGUGAAACGCUACUGAUCAUUAGGUCCCUGGGUGUUCAGGUGUCAUCAUCCUUUGCCUCAGGGAGAGAAUGUACUACUUUCAUCGAAAUGAGCAAAAUUAAAGACAUUGUUAUCAAUGAGGCUGUUUACAUGCACAGGGUCAUAUACUACCUCUGCAUUCUUGUGAAGAACCCCUCAGAUCCUGAAAUGAUAUCCAGUGUAGUUCCCCUUUUUCAGAGUUCCAAGCCGAGGUUGAAUUGCUUAGAACAAGUAUAUAAAGCCUGUCAGGAAGUACUGUUACAAAACUGAUGACAAGAUUCAUCCGAAUCCCCAUUCUGAUGCCUUAAUGCCGUUAUAUGCGUACGAAGAAUAACAAGUUUUCAUUGUAUUUGUAUAAUUGUAUUAUUAAAGGGAGUGUCAAAUGCAUACAAUCUCUAAUUUUGUUUUAAAACGUUUGUUUCUUUGUUUGGACCAAAAUGAGUUGAUGAAUGAAUUAAUUUUAUUUAUAGUUCCUUUGAAAGUAUUACACUAUAAUCUACAUUUUAAAAUUUGGUUAACAUGUCUUGAAUUGUAUUAUCCAGAUAUGUUGACUCCACCAAUAUAUUUGAAAUAGAAAGAAACUUUAGAAAGUGACAUCAGUUGGCACUUGUAGUGGUACUUGGUACUUGUCUCUUGGUAGCCUACCUUAACUGCUGUUCCUCUGAAAAAUGAGUAAUCAGUUAUACUGAAAAUAUUUUAGCACUCUUAUUUUAUGUUGUAGUGUAGGCUGAUGAUAAAAAAUGUGCAGAAAACACUCAACACUGAAUUUAUGUGAUCUGCAAUGCUGAGCUGUUGAAUGUAUCUCAACAAUGUUUUAAUAAAUGAACACUUUAAUUAA